This is a messenger RNA of Seminavis robusta, 1955 nucleotides long. The record is from the annotation of a GenBank genome assembly. Lineage: Eukaryota; Bacillariophyta; Bacillariophyceae; Naviculales; Naviculaceae.
GAACUUGUUGAACAAUGUCCCCUGAACUUUCCCGAAGCUUCCUCACUCGUCAUCCUCUCCCCGCUCACACUCUCCACGAGCUGAUCAUCAGUUCUCCACCUCCACAACUAAGCAAACCUGGGAAAUCACUGCCCGAUCAAAGAAUCAAGGAAAGGUACUACACCUUUUCCGAUUGAGCCUCACUUUUCAUAUCAUUUGCGAGAGCCAUGGACGCCGCAAGCACCGGAGGAGAGACAGCCACCAGCAGCUCGAGCAUGUCAGCGAAGAAGAACCGAUCGCGAACCGAGACGGUCUCUACCGUUGCCUCAUCAGAGACACAACAACUCAAGAAUGCUGCUGCUGCCGAGGAUGAGGCGGAAGCCCUUCCUCGUUGGUUCCCCAUUUGCUGUGGAAAGCCCAUCCUUCAUGGCAAACCAGAAGCUCUGGGCUUUCUCUUGGGAAUGUUGGGGCAAGUUGUUGGCGUACUUGGAGUCAUGACGUUUGUGGUUCCGUCCCUCGUGUACUUUGCAAAGAAAGAAGCAGGUUGUCAAGUUGAGCUUGAAGAAGGGCAAGACGAACUGCCGCCUUGCAAUGAGACUGUCUAUGGCAUCAAGCCGUCUUCUAUGAUUACUACGUUGGUCUCUAUCGUGUCCAUCUGUGUGGCCCUCAUGACUCCAGUAAUUGGCGCCAUCAUCGACACAAGUCGUCAUCGGAGAUUGAUUGGAAGAUGCAUCGCCUUUUUCUACUGUUGCGUCAUUUUGCCACAAGUCUUCAUCUCGGAAAAUACUUGGUUUCCUCUGGUCAUUUGUCUCAUGCUCCAGGGAUGCACCAUCAUGGCCUUGUCGCUCUGUCUGCAUGCCUACCUUCCUGACCUUACGGACAGUGAGGAAGAGUUGAAUGACUUUACCAAAACCUUUACAGCUGUUCCUGGGGGCUUCAUCAUCGUCUUUAUCAUUGCGGUGAUUGGAGCUUCUGUGGCAUUUGACGUAGCUGGUGAAGAAGGGCCGACUGCAAGAAUAGCCGCUCUCUUUGGUGUCAUUGUAGUGGCCAUAUCUCUUUUCAUAUCGUGGGGAUUCCUCCUGAAAGAACGACCCUCUUUGAAUGCUUUGGAAGAAGGACAAUGGAGGUUGACGGCAGGCUUCAAGAAGAUUUACCUCACCGCCGGCAGGCUGUAUCGUACGGACAUGCCUUUGCUGUGGUUCUUUAUCGCAGUGGCGUUGGGAGAUGUCAAGCCUUUGACCGGAAUUGGACUCACGUUCCUGAGUAGUCAACAACAAUUCACCAGUACUGAUGUUGGUUUGGCGGCUAUCAUCAUGCUGGUCUCGGCCAUUCCUGGGGCUGUCCUAUCCGCCUUUAUGUGUCGAAAGUUCAACCCAAUUCGAAGCUCGAUGCUUUCAUUGGUGAUUUUCAGCAUGACUACGAUUGCUGCGUCCAUCUUUCUGACCGGUCCCAACCAAAAGCCGCAGACCUACGUGAUCGUCGGGUGCUGGGGUGUUGUGGGAGGCUGGAAAGUGACAUCCACUCUGAUGUUGGUGGCUGGUAUCAUCCCUGAGGGAGGCGAUGCGGAAUACAUGGGUUUCUACCUAUUCGCAGAUAGUGGGCUUUCGUGGCUGCCUCCGUUGAUCUUCACCGCCAUGAACGAGGCGGGCAUGUCAGAACGACUUGGAGUCUCAGUCUCCACCGUAAUUUGGUAUGUGUUGGGGAUUGGAGCCUACUUCAUGAUGGGAAGUUAUGAUGACUUGAUUCAGAGAGCAAAUCGUCUUGAAGCCCCUGAAAAGGAACAUAUGGCGGCAAUCAGCGAGCACGGAGACAGUCCGUCAAAGCUGUCCAACAGCAAGCUAGCAAUAGCAAUAUCGGAGGAGGAAGCACUGGAAGAACCGUGAAGCCCUCCAACAAACGCAAACUGACUCCUGCGACAAUAGCAAGUGGAUUCAUAGUGACACAUAGAUUACUGUAGAUAUUUCGUUUUUGUUUUC